UUUGACCAUACGAUCUGAAAUCGGCCGACCAAAUUCUUCACCUUCGACAUCACUUUCGCCGAUUAUUCGUUUAAAACAUGGAUGCAACCACACUGUUUCAAUCCCAGUCGAUGAUCCAGACGACGAUAUAAUAAGAUGUCGUUGGGCAACUGGUAAUGAUGAAUGUGGGAGUAUUUGUCGUAAUUUUAAUGCUACCCUUGACGAAAAUGGUUGUACAAUUAAUUAUGAGGCAAGCUCCAUGAUGGGAUGGUAUGCAGUCGCUUUAAUGAUUGAGGACUUCUCAACCGCAAAAUCUACGACACCACUGAGUAAAAUCCCACUUCAGUUCCUAGUAUAUGUUUUCGAUAGUGCUGAUUUAUGCGACACUGUACCCCAGUUCGUCGACCCUACACCGAAGGAUGGCACAUUUAUCAAUGUACCUUUGUAUGAAAUACACUUUAUGCAAAUCGUCGUAUAUAUUGAAAACGCUAACAAAGAGAAUGUUGUCAUCGACACUGUAUCGCCUCUUGGAUUCUUGAAGUCUGAAGUAGCAGAAUUAAAUAACCGGCCUUACCACUUCUACGUGAAUAUAUCAUGGGAACCCAAAACCGAACAAUUAGGAGACAAUAUAUUUUGUUUCGAGGCAGCCACUGCUUCCGAAGUACCAAACAUGUUCUGCCCAGACAAUGUGUACGAUUCCCCAGGAUAUGUUCAUUUCAAUGUCUCCGCAACAGAUAAAGAGGGCGCUGUUUAUAUCACGUGUGACCAUUUGACUGGAAGUUUGUUCAAUGUUACCACGCUAGUUUCAUGCGUAACAACUGAUACUACCGGUAAUCGUGCUACCUGCAGUUUUAUUGUAAUUAUAGAUAAAAUAGCUCCAGUAAUAAACUGUACUAUACCCCAGAUCACAUCAAUCAUCCCAUUGGUUUACUACAGCCAGCCAAUAGCAGUUGACGACUUAUCUGAACCGACUGUUGAUUGUUUUCCUGUAUCUGGAUCGAGGUUUGCAAUUGGUUCCACGAAAGUUGUGUGCACUGCAAGGGACGAUGCCAAUAAUACAGCUAGCUGUUCAUUUGCUGUUAAUGUCUCUUCUGAAGUACCAAAUAUUUUCUGCCCAGAUGAUCACCUAUAUGAUUCCCCAGGAUAUGUUCAUUUCAAUGUCUCCGCAACAGAUAAAGAGGGCGCAGUUGAUAUCACGUGUGACCAUUUGACUGGAAGUUUGUUCAAUGAUACUACACCAGUUACAUGCGUAGCAAUUGAUACUACUGGUAAUCGUGCUACCUGCAUUUUUAUUGUAACCAUAGAUAAAAAAGACCCAUUGAUAAACUGUAGUAUGGACCAGGUGACAUCAAUCAUUCCGUUGGUUAACUAUAUCCAGCCAAUAGCAUUUGACGACUUGUCUGAACCGACGGUUGAUUGUUUUCCUGUUUCUGGAUCAAACUUUGCUGUUGGUGACACGACUGUUGCGUGUACUGCAAGGGACCAUGUCAAUAAUACAGCUAACUGUUCUUUUGUUGUUAAUGUCUUAAACUUUGCCUGCCCUGAGGAUCACGCGUAUAAUACCUCAAGUUAUGUCUAUUUCGACGUCAUUGGAACCGAUGAAGUUGGGGUUGAUAUCACGUGUGACCAUUUGUCUGGAAGCUUGUUCGACGAUACUACACUAGUUUCAUGCGUAGUAACUGAUACCUUUAAUAAUAAUGCUACCUGCAAUUUUCAAGUAAUCAUAGAUACAGAGCUUCCAGUAAUUGUGUGUCAGGAGGACGAGAUAAUUUCGACGGAGCCUUAUGUAAAGUACACAAAACCAACGGCGACGGAUAACUAUUCAAGUAAUCCAACUGUAUCGUGUCACCCUGAAUCUGGUUCUGUUUUUCCAAUCGGCGACACUCCCGUUGUGUGCACAGCUGUCGACGAAGUCAACAAUGAUGCAUCGUGUUCAUUUCUAGUAACAGUGGAAAAAUGA
Anneissia japonica is the source of this 1939-nucleotide messenger RNA. RefSeq names its product hyalin-like. The record is from RefSeq and is a predicted model, not a curated record. The coding region runs from base 239 to 1939 and encodes 566 amino acids. Lineage: Eukaryota; Metazoa; Echinodermata; Crinoidea; Comatulida; Comatulidae. The transcript has 11 exons.